AUUAAAUUUUUAGUGCAUAUUUUGUAGCAUAUUACAGCAUUUUUAGAAGCAUAUUUUGAGGAUUUUUUGUGCACAUAAAUCCGGUCCUCGGACUAAUAACAUAAACCGUCAACCAUCAAACGGGCGUAAAAUUGGUGAUAACGAGACAAAAACCACAUGAAAACGAAGAUUUAGUCAAAUUGUAAACGUUAUCAUAAAGCAGUCUUGAAUUUUUCUUAAAUUCGCCCAACAACACCCUUGCUAUCAGUGUUUCAAAAUUUCAUAUAUGUUUGUUGAGACGACAGCGGUGAUCUCGACGAAAACUAUAUUAACUCCAAAACACAAUAUUCAACAAUUUACAAAGCCAACUCUCCUCCUCCCACCAAAUCGCCGUCCACAGUAUACGCAUGUUCUACAUAUAUACAUAUUAUCCGCGUAAGCGUAUAAAAAUCAUUAUCGGUUUUUUCAUCUAUCGUUAUCUGCUUUGUGACUUGUGUACCCAACUCGCGUAUCUCUCUCGUCCCGAAAUUACGUCACGGCGCGCUGGCUCGGUUCCGUGGUAUUGAUGGGUCGUACGGAUGACGUACGCUCUCGCACACACCCACAGCGGCGGUCGGGCGCGCCACGGGACGCGCGAAGCGUGACGGCGCGAAUGUGCGGGAGAUGGCGGGUGGGAGACUGCGCACUGCAGAACGGAGAUCGCGUAGUACCAGCUGCAGCGGCGGGGAGAGAUCGCGAUCUGCCGGCGUGUCCCCCCGCCGUCACCCCCGGUGUGCGGAGGAGAGGGAGCUCAGUCAACGGCGGCCGAUACUCGGACGACGGGCGGUUAAGGGUGGCGGCGGCUGAGAGGGGGCUCAGGGGAUGCAGGUCGUCGACUCGGCUUGCACACGCGCGCGCACGCAAUCGCACCGCCGCCUCCGUAAACGCGCGCGCGGCCGAGUCCAGUAUUGUCGUGUAGUACGCGUACUACGCACUGCCGCCGCACGGUCAGACGUCGAGCGCUGUCCAUCCGCCCCGACCGCGAGGAAUCGUCAGCGAUCCUCGGCCAUGUCGUCAGCAGCCGCGUCAGCUGCCACGGGCGACGGCGACGAGCACCAGCGGUUGCCGUUGCCCGCCGACCCGGAAUGGUUGUCGGGCGUCAUCAGCCGUCUGAUCGGUCGGCCGCGGGACGCGGUCACGGUGAUAGCUGACCGGACCAUCGCCACGCCCGCGGUGUCCGACCCGCACAACGUGCUCAGCUCCAUAGUGGCCGUGCACAUCGUGUACGCGGUGGACGGCGUCGAGGGCACCGACUCGCUGGACGUGGUCAUCAAGAGCCUGCCACAAGAGCCCUACUCCCGGGCGUUCGUGCUCGAGGCCCAGUUCGACUACAGAGAAGUUCACUUUUACAACACGGUAUUAUUUGAGUUAAGAAAUCUAGAAGAAAAUGUACUAACAAAACACAGUCGUUCUACGAUUGGUGACAUGCCAGUAGCCCAGUGUUACUUUGCUGGUAUGAGUGCCAGUGGUAAAGAUGAAUCAAUGUUAGUCUUGGAAAACUUAUCCAAACGCGGCUACACAGCAGCCAACUUCUCCACUGGGCUGACAUACACAGAAGCCAAACUUGCUCUCCGUUCUAUAGCUCGAAUCCACGCCACGUCUCUUGCUUUAAAACUUAAGCACGGGCCUCUCACUGAACGUUGGCCGUUCUUAUUUCAAACAUCUCGUGCUACACUAUCUUAUCAAGCACUCGUCGAACGGGGAAUGCCACAAUUGCACGUUUUUCUACGAUCUAAGGGGCCACAAUAUGACACUUUAAUAAAUACACUUAGAUCUCUAUGUCGUGUAACUAAACAAAUAAUCGGAUCGCUUAUGAUACCUAAAGAACCAAUGGGGUUGAUGACGCACACUGACUUUUGGUGCAACAAUCUAAUGUUUGGAGAAAAGGACCAAUGUGUAAUACUAGACUGGCAAAUGAUAUCCUAUAGUAGACCAACUAAUGAUGUCGCACUUUUGCUUGUAAGUAGUUUGUCCACAGAAACUAGACGAAACCAUUCAAAUGAGUUGGUAGACAUCUACUGGGAAGCAUUAACAACGCAUGCGAGUAAAUUGAGUGUAGAUAUAGAAGGACAACUUGAAUACAGUCGAUAUGAUCUGGACGAAGACAUGAAAGAAUCGAAGUUAUUAGCAGUACUAUUGUGUAUAGGUUCAGUAGACGUUGCUUUAGGCAAUGAAGAAACUGAACAAAGAUUAUUAGACCUGUUGACAGAUCUACAAGCUGAGGAAAUCUUCAACAGACAUUUAACUGAAAUUUCAGCAUAGUAUUUAUUUAAUUUUAUCUAUGUUUGUAAUGUAUUACUCUUUUCUCAAGUAAUAACUUUAGAGCUUUCACACUAUAUAAUAAAUAGAAAAAUAUAAUUGUUAAUUAUAAAGGUUUUAUUUCACUUUUACUUAUUAGUUCUGCAAAUUCAAAUGUUACUUGAGGUUAAGGUACUUUUUUUAAGUGUUAAAAAUUAAUAAA
This is a messenger RNA of Melanaphis sacchari, 2479 nucleotides long. RefSeq lists its product as uncharacterized. NCBI's taxonomy places the organism in Eukaryota, Metazoa, Arthropoda, Insecta, Hemiptera, Aphididae. The transcript has 2 exons. Bases 841 to 2280 code for a protein of 479 amino acids. The record is from RefSeq and is a predicted model, not a curated record.